Molecule: messenger RNA, 421 nt
Organism: Kickxella alabastrina
Lineage: Eukaryota; Fungi; Kickxellomycota; Kickxellomycetes; Kickxellales; Kickxellaceae
Exons: 1
Coding region: 251-418 (55 amino acids)
Source: RefSeq, a predicted model, not a curated record
UAUUUUCCUAAUCUUAACAGCUGGUAAGUGAUAAUUGUCACACUGCGAAAACCGCAGAUUCCCCCUUUUUUACUGCUCUUCGCCCAUGCGCCUUCUCUGCUGAGCUGCACUUGACCCAGGUCAAUUGAAGCAUAUAACAAACACGGGCUCACACACACAGACAACCAAUAAGUGGUCCUGCCAAACGCGGCAUGCGGCUCGGUCCGCAUUAGCGCAAGUGGGUGGUAGUAUAUAAAAAGUUGCUUUGGAAAUGUUUUAUUUUGUCAUUCUCUCUCCAAGCUUUUUUCUCUCAAACCCUUUCCUUCAUGGGUUUUGCAUACUUUGCUCAAUGCUAAUAAUCUCUAGAAUGCCCUUUGGCCAUUCACGUUAUUCUAUUGCAUCUCUUCCUUUUAAACUAGCUUCUCUGGCGGCAACCUAAGGA